AUGACACGCCAAACGAGUGCUUCUCUCUCAUCUCUCUAUAUAAAAACCCCCCCAAUCUCACACCAGUUUUCCCCAACCGAUCUCCGCCCUUCCACCGCCUCCCGUCUCCCUUCUUCCAAUUCAUCUCUCCGCCGUCGUCCGGUGUCCCCAUCGACCGCCGCUGCCCUUGGAACCACCGUCUAUGUACCGGAUCUAUCAGUUUCUGCUGAAACCCUAAAAAUUCAAUUUGAUUUUGAUUCACACAACCCUUUUCUCCCCCUUCUCUCUCUAUUUACAAUUUUAGCCCUCACCCUAAGCGUAAUUACCGUUUUAGCCCUUCCCUGUUUCUCUAUGUUGUUUCGUGUAGUCGAUUUCUCCGACGACGAAUUCACCAGUCCACUGGAAAACAUUUUCUGCAUUUCCGAGAGGAAGUAG
This is a messenger RNA of Lactuca virosa, 414 nucleotides long. NCBI's taxonomy places the organism in Eukaryota, Viridiplantae, Streptophyta, Magnoliopsida, Asterales, Asteraceae. The record is from the annotation of a GenBank genome assembly.